Molecule: messenger RNA, 1392 nt
Organism: Heterostelium album PN500
Lineage: Eukaryota; Evosea; Eumycetozoa; Acytosteliales; Acytosteliaceae
Gene: prfA
Product: peptide chain release factor 1
Exons: 2
Coding region: 1-1392 (463 amino acids)
Biological process (GO): translational termination
Molecular function (GO): translation release factor activity, codon specific
Source: RefSeq, a predicted model, not a curated record
AUGAUAAGCAGUACAUCAAGAUUAUUACUUAAAAAUAGAUCAGUCAUAUAUAAAAGUUGUUUAAAAAGUAAUAAUGGAAACAAUUAUUACAUAAAUCAAAUAAAUAAUAUAAAUAAUAAUGUCGAAAUAUUGAAAUCAAAAAGAUUCAAUCAAAAUGGAAGUGCUGAUAAUCAAUGUAGGAAUAGUUUAUUAAGUACAACUUUUUUAAUAAAUAAUAGAACGAAUCAAUUAAAUAGUUAUAGAUAUUCAACAACCAACAACAAUGAUGAUUAUUCAUUCAGUUCACCAUAUUUCUCAACGACAUUAUCGACCGCUUUACAAAAUAAAUUAAAGAUGAUGUCAAAUAAAUAUACAACUUUGAAGAGUUUAAUGGAGUCUCAAACAUUAUCACAAGAAGAUAUAAAGAGAACAUCGAAUGAUGCUCAACAGAUAGAGGAGAGUGUCCAAUUGUUUAGGCAAUAUGUAAAUGAAAUUGGGAAUAUCAAAGAGUUAAAGAUGAUGUUGGAUAUGGAGAAAGAAGAAGCAUCGAGGGAAAUGAUUAUUGAAGAUCUCAAGGCGAUGGGCGAACAACUCGCAGCUCUUGAAAAGUCGUUGAUCUACAGUUUGUUGCCGGCCGAUAAAGACGAUGAUGGUAACGCCAUCAUUGAAAUUCGUGCCGGUACCGGUGGUGGCGAAGCACAGUUGUUUGCACACGAGAUGUUUCGCAUGUACGAAGGCUAUGCCGCCACGAAAGGCUGGCGUUUCGAAUCACUCGAUAUCUCCUACACCGAUGUCGGCGGUUGUCGUGAAGCAUCGGCAGCCAUCUCUGGCAAAGGAGUGUUCGGUUUCCUCAAGAAUGAAUCGGGUGUGCAUCGUGUCCAGCGAAUUCCAGACACCGAGACACAAGGUCGUAUUCACACGUCGACGACUACGGUCGCCAUCAUGCCGGAACCCAAGGAAGUGGACAUCAAGAUCAACGAUCGUGAUCUGAAGAUCGAUGUCUUCCGUAGUUCAGGAAACGGUGGUCAGUCUGUGAACACCACUGACUCGGCGGUGCGUAUCGUUCAUCUGCCUACGGGUAUCACCGUGUCGAUGCAAGACGAACGUUCACAACUCCAGAACAAAUCGAAAGCCAUGAAAGUACUGAGGGCGCGUCUCUACGAGAUGGAGAGAGUGCGUCUGCAGACCGAGCGAUCCGCCGAGAGAAACUCACAGAUCGGUGGUGCCACUCGUUCCGAGCGUAUUCGUACCUACAACUUCCCACAGGAUCGUGUUACCGAUCAUCGUGUCAACAUUACGACCAACGACAUCGAUGCAAUCAUGACCGGUGAAACUUUAGGUGAUUUCAUAGAGGAUAUCAUGUUACAAUUUCAAACUAAAGAUCUCAAUAAUCUUAUGGAUAUAAAAGAAUAA